GCAAGUUCAAGGCAUUCCGCAUCCAACAGGUUGAGAGGCGACACGUCACCUUGCUGACGUCAGCAGCCGUACGGCUGACGUCAGCGUUGUACGGACGCAUGGGCUCUGUUUGAGCUAAAAGUUUAGGGGUUUGAUAGAUCUUGAUUUUAGAAGAUUUGUCAUGAUUUUUUCAGAAUUUAUUGGACCUCAUUUCAUGGUAUUUUGGGCGAAAUAGAGAAAUUCGAAAAUCGGUUCCAGAUUCCAUUUUUCUUCGAUCUACCUCAAAUCGGUAAGCUUUUCUUCGGUUUCUUUACUCAAGAUGGACCGAAAUCUUCCUCCCAAGCUAUCCAUGGUGGAUUUUUUUACUUAAGAUCAAUGUUUGAGAGGUUUUUAACCUCAAAUGGGCGUGCGGCUGGGCCGUUUUUCACUCGGUCAGGCCCUAUUUGACUGCGUUUCAUGGUAUUUUGGAUGAUUGAUAUUUGUUUGAGGUUUAUCUCUUGUUAUGUUGAAGGAUUGAGUGAGAUAGAGUUGUUUGAAUCAAUCUUUCUUGGCAUAGGGGGUCUCUUGGCAUAGGUUUAUUUCUCUUGGACUCUAUUAUGGCUGACAAAGGGCCCUCAUCUCUUGGCAUAGGGUCUCUUGAAUCUAACCCCUUGCAGAUUACCUCCAUUAAGUUGAAUGGUGACAACUAUCUUCAAUGGGCACAAUCUGUAAAAGUAUUUUUAGGAGCCCGUGACAAGUUGUCGUAUAUUUUGGAUGAUCCCCCAAGCUCUACAGAUGUUACCUACAAGUCUUGGACAAAGGAGAAUUAUCAAGUUAUUGCAUGGUUGUUGAAUAGCAUGGAUUCCUCGAUUAGCCACUCAGUGAUGUUUUUAUCCUCGGCUAAAGGCAUUUGGGAUACGCUUCAUGAUAUGUUCUCGGAAUCUCAGAAUUUUUCACGGGUAUUCCAGCUUAUUCAAGAAAUUGGUUGAUUUCAACAAAACUCCAGAUCCUUAAAAGACUACUAUUCGAUGCUUCGGGGUAUGUGGGAUGAGUUGGAUAUGUAUCAGCCUCUUCCUUCCAAAUGUAAAGAGGAUCAUGAACAUGCUCAUAAGCAACGGGAUGAUACUCGUAUCAUGCAGUUCCUCGCUGGGUUGAGUUCUGAUUAUCUUCACGUUCGCGAUCAGGUUGUUAUGCAGGAUCCUCUUCCCCCAUUGACGACAGUCUAUGCCAUGUGUCAGCGUGCUAUGGUCUCUACUCUUCCUUCUCAUUCAUUUGUGUCACCCGAGCGUUCGGCACAUCUUGUUGGCGAUCAGUCCUCGGUCUUCGGGUACCAUCCUUGAGCUCAGGGCGCAUUUCUGAUUUUGGUGGUCGUGGUAGAGGCCACGAGGGAGAUCGCAGUCGCGGCGGCAGUAGUCUUCGUGGUCGUGGUGGACAUGGACGAGGACGUGAUGGUUCCCGCAUUUGUUCACAUUGCGGUGGAACUAAUCACACUAUUGAUUAUUGCUGGCAGCUACAUGGUCGUCCUACGUAUGCCGCUGCUUCUGUUGCUUCCACUGUUGCUUCUGAGACACAGUCUUCCACCCCGACAGCUGAGCAGUCUACUUCAGGGGAGUCUCUUAUUAUUUCUCGGGCGGCAUAUGAUGCCCUUAUGCGGCUUCACAUUCGGGAUAUUCCUGAGCCUUCUCACGCAGCUUCGGCCCAGUCAGGACCUACAGACGAAGAGAGUGAUUGGUGGGGGCAUGAGCGAGGAGGCGUUUAUCUUCUCGAUGAUACACCUGUUGCCGCUUCUAGUACCCUUUCUCUAGAUCGAGAGUCCAUGACUCGGUGGCAUUGCCGCUUAGGCCACCCAUCCAUAGCUAGAUUGAGACUUUUAUUUCCCUCCUUAUCUAUCACUAAACCAUUAUGUUGUGAUAUUUGUGAAUUGUCUAAACAUCAUCGUGCUACGUUUCCUCCUAGCUCUUCUGGGAGGAAAUCUCAACCUUUUCUUUUAGUUCACUCGGAUGUCUGGGGACCAGCUCUGGUUACCUCGACUUUUAGAUUUAGAUAUUUUAUUACCUUUAUUGAUGAUUAUUCAUGCA
This is a messenger RNA of Magnolia sinica, 2036 nucleotides long. RefSeq lists its product as uncharacterized. Bases 1392 to 1763 code for a protein of 123 amino acids. NCBI's taxonomy places the organism in Eukaryota, Viridiplantae, Streptophyta, Magnoliopsida, Magnoliales, Magnoliaceae. The record is from RefSeq and is a predicted model, not a curated record. The transcript has 2 exons.